GCAGCAGUAGCGCGACGGGCGUUGUAUUAUUCGCAGCAUCUGGCAACCUGCGUUGUUUUUCUCUUUCCGGCAAAACUAUUGUAUUGAUUCUAACCUGUAUUCUUUUGUCCUGACAAAUAAGUUGAAGUUUAUAUUUUUUUCCCGGGAGCCCCGAAUUUUAUAAACACAACAGUUUUCUCGUUCAUGUAGCGAAUACGACGUUUUGUGUAUUUCAACCAGUGUAGUUUUCAACAGUACGUUGUGUGGCUAAAGUUCCUGUAUCAUCAGGGCGGUUCCACCAAUAAGCUUGCAGCAGAAUUUUUUUAUUAUGAUCCACUGCGAUUAAUCAAUACCGACGCCGACUCCGCUGAAAUCUUGUAUUCUGGCUAGCUUCCGUAGUAUUACUCACCGUGCCUCUGUACAUGGACCCGUCUGAAAUAAUGGCAUCCAAAGACACGAUUGUGAAGACUGAAAAAAAUCCGGAUUCUGGAAGCGAUUUUGAUGAUGAUGAUGAUCCAGACAAAACUGAAGUUCCGGGUGGAGGGAAAGACUUGGCAACAGCAGCAACUAUUAAGUCGUCUUAUGUAGAUGAAAAACCACCUGGUACCAGCAUCAAUACUAAUUUAAAUAAGCCUUUAGAACCAACAACUAAAAUGAAUGCAAAUAACAUGGGCUAUCCAAAAAAUAUAGGUGGAAUGCCUAAUUGGAUGGGUGCCAUGAUGGGAAAUCCUUUCAUGAAUUUAGCACAAGGAUCUUCUAAUAUGAUGUUUCCUCAAAAUAUGCCUUAUCCAGGGAUGAUGCCUCCUAAUAUAAAUCAAGCUCAAUUUUUACAAGGUAUGGUUGGUGGUGGAUCAGCAGGAAUGAUGGAUGGUAACGCUGCUACUAAUUUCCUUCUACAAGCAUUAAUGAGCAAUGGUGGUAAUAAUACUAACUUAAUAUCUCAACUACUGAGUUCAGGAGGACCAGCUGCAUCUCUGCUAUUACAAAAUUUAAUGCAACAACCAUUUACUCAACAAAGUUUUCCAGUGGGUCCUAAAAAUGUAUCACCAUAUUGGUACAAUCAAACAAUGAAUUCUAAAAUGUCAGGACGUCCUGGCGAAGAUGAAGAAGAGAAUGAAGAUGAAGAUAUGGGAGUAGCUGAAACAUAUGCUGAUUAUAUGCCUGCCAAAUUGAAGCUUGGUAAGAAACAUCCAGAUCCAGUAGUAGAAACAGCAUCUCUAUCAAGUGUUGAACCUGCUGACGUAAAAUAUGAAUUAUCACUUCCUCCAGAAACCAUAAAUUCUGGAUCUCUUUCUGCUCUUCAAUUAGAAGCUAUUACUUAUACAUGCCAACAACAUGAACAUGUAUUACCUGAUGGUUCAAGAGCAGGUUUUCUUAUUGGUGAUGGUGCUGGAGUGGGUAAAGGUCGAACAAUUGCUGGGUUGAUAUUUGAGAACUUUUUAAAAGGUCGGAAGAAAGCUAUAUGGGUUUCGGUAUCUAAUGAUUUGAAAUUUGAUGCUGAACGUGAUUUAGAAGAUAUUGGAACAUCCAACAUUAAAGUGUAUUCUUUGAAUAAGUUUAAAUAUGCCAAAAUAAAUUCUCAACCAAAUGGAAAUGUAUCAAAAGGAGUUAUUUUUUCUACUUAUUCUGCUCUCAUCGGUGAAUCAAGUGGUGGUGGAAAAUAUAAAAGUCGUUUGAAACAACUAUUGAAUUGGUGUGGUGAUGAUUUUGAUGGACUUAUUGUUUUUGAUGAAUGCCAUCGUGCUAAGAAUCUUUGUCCAGUUGGUUCUACAAAACCAACAAAAACAGGAUUAACAGUGCUUGAUUUACAAAAUAAAUUGCCUAAUGCUCGAGUUGUUUAUGCAUCAGCUACUGGUGCUUCGGAACCUCGAAAUAUGGCUUAUAUGGUACGUCUGGGAAUGUGGGGACAAGGGACAACAUUUCCAGAAUUUCUUGAUUUUAUUAAUGCAGUUGAAAAACGUGGUGUUGGUGCUAUGGAAAUAGUUGCAAUGGAUAUGAAACUUCGAGGCAUGUAUAUAGCAAGACAGUUAAGUUUCCAUGGUGUGUCAUUUAAAAUUGAAGAAGUACCAUUAUCAACUGAAUUUAGUAAUGUUUAUGAUAAUGCUGUAAAAUUGUGGGUGGAUGCAAUGCAUAUGUUCCAAGAAGCAGCAGAGCUAAUUGAUGCUGAAAAUCGCAUGAGAAAAACAAUGUGGGGUCAGUUUUGGUCUUCCCAUCAAAGAUUUUUCAAAUAUUUAUGUAUUGCAGCAAAAGUUAAACAUGCAGUUGAUGUAGCUAGAGAGGCAAUUAAACAUGGAAAGUGUGUAAUUAUUGGAUUGCAAUCUACUGGAGAAGCCCGAACUCUUGAACAGCUUGAAAAAGAUGAUGGAGAAUUAACAGAUUUUGUAUCAACAGCAAAGGGUGUAUUACAAUCUUUAGUUGAGAAACAUUUUCCUGCACCAGAUCGUAAUAGAAUAAAAAAACUCCUUGGAAAUGUUGGUAUUGAAUUAAAACAUUCUAAAGUCCAAAAUGGUGAUUCUCAGGGACCUAGUGGCUCUGGAGGAAGUGGAGAAAAAAGAAAAUCUGGUCGUCAAGCAUCUUCGAAGCAUGUUAAACGUGCCAAAGAUUCAAGUGACUCAGAUUCAAAAUCUGACAAUGAUGAUUCAGAUUUUAAAAUGUCUGAAUCUGAAUCUGAAAUUAGCGAAGAACAUAGCGAUGAUUCAGAAGCAAGCAGUGAUUUUAAUCCAUUUGGGGAAGAUGAAACAGAUAGUGAUGAACCUUGGGCCGGAGGUCGAGGAAAAAAACGUAAAAACAAAGUUCCUGCUAAAAAGAAACAAACUGCAAAAGAUAAAAUUCAUCAAAUAGUACUGAAAUCAAGUAUGGCUAAUAACAGUCAUCAGAAAGAUGCUAUUGAUCGUGCGUGUAGUAUGAAAGAAGAAUUGAUGGAAAGGAUUGAAAGAUUAGGUGAUAAGUUACCACCAAAUACCCUUGAUCAACUAAUUGAUGAACUUGGUGGACCAGAAAAUGUUGCUGAAAUGACCGGAAGAAAAGGAAGAGUUGUUCAAACUGAUGGUGGUAUACAAUACGAGUCUCGGUCUGAAGUUGAUGCCCCAUUGGAAACUUUAAAUGUUAUUGAAAAACAAAGAUUUAUGGAUGGAGAAAAAGAUGUUGCUAUAAUAUCUGAAGCUGCUAGUUCUGGUAUUUCAUUGCAAAGUGAUCGAAGGGCUCGUAAUCAGCGUCGUAGAGUUCACAUUACCUUAGAAUUACCAUGGAGUGCUGACAGGGCUAUUCAGCAGUUUGGUCGUUCUCAUCGUUCUAAUCAAGUUAAUGCUCCAGAAUAUAUAUUCCUUAUAUCAGACUUAGCUGGCGAGAGAAGAUUUGCAUCUAUUGUAGCUAAGAGAUUAGAAAGUCUUGGUGCUCUAACUCAUGGUGAUAGGAGAGCAACAGAAACCCGAGAUUUAUCUAAAUUUAAUAUUGAUAAUAAAUAUGGUCGUGCUGCAUUAGAAACCACAAUGAAAACUAUUAUUGGUUAUGAAAGUCCCAUAGUACCACCUCCAGAAGAUUAUAGAGGAAACUUUUUUGAAGAUGUUGGUGGAGCUCUUGUAGGCGUUGGUAUGAUAAUCAAUAAUGAAGCUAGUCCUGGUAACUUAACAUUAGACAAGGAUUACAACAACAUAAGCAAGUUCCUAAAUCGUAUCCUUGGUAUGCCAGUUGAACUUCAAAACAGACUGUUUAAAUAUUUCACUGAUGUGCUACAUCAUAUCAUUACACAAGCCAAGAAAUCUGGUCGCUUCGAUUUGGGAAUCUUGGAUCUGGGUACAGCUGGUGAAAAUGUAAAACGAGUAAAGUUAUAUAAGUUUCUUAGAAAGCAUGCUACUGGCCAAGCUACUACUGAGCUUCAUAUUGUACAUGUUGAAAGAGGUAUGAGUUGGGAUGAAGCUUUAGAAAGAUCUGCUGAUGCUAAAUCUUCUUCUAAUGAAGGAUUUUAUCUGUCUCAUCAAGUAAGAAACAAUAAAAGUACAGCAGUUCUUGCUUUGAUGGCUGACAAUAAUGCUAAUAAAAAAGGAGAAACCACAAAAUCACCAUCUAAGAAAGACAUCAUGUUUACUAUAUUCCGUCCAAAUACUGGAUUACAGUUGAGGCAAGAAUCGCUAAGUGAACUUGAAAAAAAAUACUAUAAAGUGGAAAGUGAUGAAGCAGAAAAACAUUGGAAAGAACAAUAUGAUUCAUCUGAAACUAUUUGUUCACAUGCUUAUUGGCGUGGCAACUGUAAACUUGUUACACUUGGUCAAGACUGUGAAGUAGGAUUGAGACGUCGUACAUACAAUGUUUUAUCUGGAUCAGUGUUAAGUGUGUGGAGUAGAAUAGAAAAUGUAUUGCUUGCUCGUACAGGUUCACAUCACAAAAUGCAAGUUGUCAGAUUAAAGACUGCUGAAGGAAUGAAAAUAGUUGGUACAUUAAUACCAAAAUCAUGUGUUGAAGCCUUAAAACAAGAUUUAGGUUCAGAUGCAGAAAAGACAGAAGAACAUGUUUCUGAUUUAUAAAUUAUGUGCAACAAUAUUUAGCAGAAAUAUGAUGAACGAAGUUCAAGGUUGAAUUAGCAUUCCUGUACCAUCAACAUUUUCAGGAAUAUAGUCCUUAAUUGAAAUUUAUCCUGACAUUUCUCAAUACUUUUCUGAAAGUUGACUAAAAUUCGGCAGAACUGACAAAAUUUUGUUUACUAUAAAUGUUAAAUUUUUUAAAUUCAAGACAAGAUGAUUAAUACUAUAAAAUUUGCUCUUAUCAACAAUGCUUCAUAAUUCAUUAUAUAUAUAUAUAUAUAUAUAUAUAUAUGAAAGUUUGUUCUCAAUAAUGUGAAUAUUCAAAAGCCCACCUUA
Molecule: messenger RNA, 4832 nt
Organism: Sipha flava (yellow sugarcane aphid)
Lineage: Eukaryota; Metazoa; Arthropoda; Insecta; Hemiptera; Aphididae
Gene: sno
Product: protein strawberry notch
Exons: 24
Coding region: 402-4499 (1365 amino acids)
Biological process (GO): regulation of DNA-templated transcription
Cellular component (GO): nucleus
Molecular function (GO): chromatin DNA binding; histone binding
Source: RefSeq, a predicted model, not a curated record